AUGGCGACCGACUACAAGACUUUGGCCGGGCAAGAGUUUGACCGUGGCGCCUUCGAAUCUUUGCUGCGACGGAAGGUGUUCCUCUGGCAAUCUUUUGAGCCUUAUGGCGCUACCAAGGGUCUUUUCGACUAUGGCCCUCCCCUCGAGACCUUGGAAGCCGAAGUCAUCAACAUCUGGCGAGACCACUUCAUCCGAGCAGAGAAGAUGAUGUCGCUCAAGUGCUCCAUGCUUACGCCUUACCAAGUCCUCAAGACUUCUGGCCACGUGGACAAGUUCGCGGAUUUCAUGUGCAAGGAUCCCAAGACUGGAGAGAUUCUGCGCUCUGACCACUUGAUCAAGGAUGUGAUCGAGGAGAGAUUGAAGGGAGAUCGAAUUGCUCGUGGUGAGAAUGUCAGCGAUGAGCCUGAAGACCCGAAGAAGAAAAAGAAGUCAAAGGCUGCAAAGACUGCUGUCAAGCUUGAUGAUGCUCAAGUCAAGGAAUACGAGCAUCUUCUUGCCACUCUCGAUGAUCAGACGGGCGAUGAUAUGGGCGCGAUUAUCAAGAAGCAUGAUAUUCGAAACCCGUCGAACGGCAACGAGGUUGAGCCUCCUGUAGCCGUCAACCUUAUGUUCCAGACGCAGAUUGGUGCUUCUGGAAAGGAGCCUGCUUUCUUACGGCCUGAGACUGCUCAGGGUCAAUUCCUGUCUUUCCAAAAGCUCGUCGAGUUCAGCGACGGUCAACUCCCCUUCGCCUCCGCAUCUAUUGGCUACUCUUUCCGUAACGAGCUUUCUCCACGAUCUGGUCUGCUCCGAGUACGAGAAUUCCUCAUGGCUGAGGUUGAGCACUUCGUCGACCCGGAGAGUGGCAAGAAGCACCCUAAAUUCGCGUCAGUCAAGGACGUGAAGCUACCUCUUCUUUCACGGGACGUCCAGCAGGCUGGUGGCUCGACUCCUGUCGAGGUGACCAUCGGCGAGGCCGUUGCAACGAAGCUCGUGGACAACGAGACGCUUGGCUAUUUCCUCGUCAGAAUCAUGCUCUUCAUGCAGAAGAUCGGUGUCGACCAGAAGAAGCUGCGGUUCAGACAGCACAUGGCCAACGAGAUGGCCCAUUACGCAGCUGACUGCUGGGACUGCGAACUGCUUAGCUCUUACGGCUGGAUUGAGUGCGUCGGCUGUGCUGACCGGAGUGCGUACGAUUUGAGCGUACACAUGAAGGCCACUGGUCAACCACUCCACAUCCGCGAGCCCCUCAAGGAGCCAAAGCGUGUGGAAGAGUAUGUCGCGCAGCUCGACAAGAAGAAGUCUGGGCCGAAGUUCAAGAAGGAUGCUGGCAAGGUACAGCAGGCGCUUGAUGACUUGACUCAAGACAUCAAGGAGAAGUUGAGUAUCAGCUUGGAGAAGGAUGGUAAGGUGGAGGUAGAAGUUCCUGAACUGGGCAAGGUCGAGCUCGAGAAAGACCUCGUGGCCAUCCAGAAGGAAGUCAGAACAGAGACGAUGCGCGAAUUCAUACCCAACGUCAUCGAGCCAUCGUUCGGUAUUGGUCGUAUCCUCUACAGCUUGAUGGAGCAUGCCUACUGGACGAGAGAGGGCGACGCAGCACGAUCGGUCAUGUCGUUCAAGCCUACCGUCGCACCGAUCAAGGUCUUGGUCGUGCCACUGCAGAAGGACACGCGCUUUGCGUCCUCGCUAGCAGAGCUCGAGCAGCGCCUUGACGAUGAAUCCAUCUCUUUCAGAGUCGACCAGUCUGGCGUUAGUAUCGGCAAGCGCUACUCUCGCAACGACGAACUGGGCAUUCCAUUCGGCGUCACGAUCGACUACCAGAGCUUGGAGGACAACAGCUACACGCUCAGAGAUCGAGAUUCGACUAAGCAGGUGCGCGCAAGCCUCGACCAGAUCCUGGAAGCCAUCAGCAAGAUGGUCAAGGGCAAGGAGUCAUGGAGCGACGUGCAGAAGCACCUGCCAGCGUUCGAGGGCAAGGAGGAGGACAAAGAGUAA
Messenger RNA from Zasmidium cellare ATCC 36951, 1974 nucleotides. RefSeq lists its product as uncharacterized. Gene Ontology annotation, molecular function: glycine-tRNA ligase activity; ATP binding. NCBI's taxonomy places the organism in Eukaryota, Fungi, Ascomycota, Dothideomycetes, Mycosphaerellales, Mycosphaerellaceae. Gene Ontology annotation, biological process: mitochondrial glycyl-tRNA aminoacylation. Bases 1 to 1974 code for a protein of 657 amino acids. The record is from RefSeq and is a predicted model, not a curated record. The transcript is spliced from 2 exons. Gene Ontology annotation, cellular component: mitochondrion; cytoplasm.